UGUUUGGUAAUGGUGUUAAUUAGAUACUAGUAUUCCCCCCUUUUUACUCUCCAGUUUCUGUGCACCCAUUUCUUUCUUUCCACUAUCUCAUGGCAUGUUUAGAAAUGUACAACAACUCUCUUUCUCCUCAUUCUCAUUCUCAGGCUCCUCCAAUGAGCCCCAGAAUCUCCUUCUCAAAUGACUUUGUUGAAUCUCACUCUCAUCAAUCUCACUCUCACCACAACAACAAUUCACACCUUUUUGCAAGAUCAGAAGUAGCACCUGCUUCCUCUGAUUUCGAAUUCUCUGUUACAAAUUCCAACAUCCUUACAACUGCUGAUGAACUCUUCUCUAAGGGAAGGCUUUUACCCUUCAAAGACAACAAUCAGAUGCAGAGGACUUUGAGAGAUGAGCUUCUUGUUACUGAUGAUGAUGUUAGCUUCUCUCUCAAGCCUCCAAAAGGGUCAUCAUCUUCAUCAUCUUCAUCUUCUUCGAAUAGGUGGAAAGGGUUUCUGGGUCUUAGAAAGUCCCACAUUGGGUCUAAAAAGCCUGAGAAAAUCGAUGAUUCUGCUAAAAGGUUUUCUUUCUCCCUUGAAGAUCCUAAUCGUGCCAAAUCUCCUCAGGAAAUAGUGAGCAGUGACAUGGAAAUGGGGUUUUAAAUUAUGGAGAUCAGUUUGGUGUGCUGUUCAUAAUCGGGGAAGGUGCAACGUUGACUGUUUUUAUCUUUUUUUUUUUUUGGUUCUCUAUUUUUUUUACCUUCAAUUUUUCAGAGGAGGUUAUGAUAGAAUCUAGAGGAUGCUAAUAGUAUUGUGGGUAAUUACGGGCUUAUUAGUGGGUCUGGGUCGGGUUUCAACUUGAUUCUUCACCUUUUAUUUAUGGGACUUUUUUUUUCUUCUUCUAAGUUUUGUAGUGUUUUUUAUGCUCUAGAAGUUUGUCCUUUUAGGUGUUUUGAUGUACAAAAGGGAAAAUUUGAUUUGCAGGUAUUUCUUUGUUUUGGUUCAGAUGAUUAGAUCUGUUGUGGUUCUUAGUUGGGGUCUUGUAAUGGGGUAACUUCUUUGAAAUCUAAUGUACUUUGUGUUACAAAUGUAAUCAACUACGAAUAGCCUUUUUGCA
This is a messenger RNA of Spinacia oleracea (spinach), 1092 nucleotides long. RefSeq lists its product as uncharacterized. The transcript has 2 exons. The record is from RefSeq and is a predicted model, not a curated record. NCBI's taxonomy places the organism in Eukaryota, Viridiplantae, Streptophyta, Magnoliopsida, Caryophyllales, Amaranthaceae. Bases 90 to 638 code for a protein of 182 amino acids.